GCCACUUGAAUUUGCUGUUUUGUUGGUUUGGUGCCACUUGAAUUUGAUCUGAUCCUGCGCAGGACUCAUAUUUGUAAUUUGUACUUGUAUUUGGACUCAUAUUUGUAUAAUUUGGACCAUCGGGAAAGCAGACAUGCGAGAAACUGUGUUUCUAGAAUCCUUGGUUCCGCCCUGGACAAAAGUCCGAGGGUUGUUUGUAAUUUUGGUUUGGGGCACCAUUUCUUUGCCGCGCGGUUUGUCCUGUCUGAUGUCUGUCCUGUUUUUGCUGUUCAAGUUUGUCUCCAUACUAACCACCCCAUCCCUGGAUUCCACCUCAACUGUGAUCAGCAGAUGUGCCAGGAGGAUUACAGACUGCCGCUCUGAGGACACCCAGGAGGGAAGUCAGCCAAGUGUUCAUUGUUCCUGAAAGAGAAACUCAAAGAAGCAAAACAGUAAGAAAUGGCUAAUUCUCCAGUAAAUAUAUCACAGGGUGUGUUGACAUUCAGAGAUGUAGCAGUGCACUUCUCCCAGAAGGAGUGGCAAUGCCUGGACUCUGCUCAGAGGGCUUUGUGCAUUGAUGUGAUGUUGGAGAACUACAGCAACCUGGUCUUUGUGGAGAACUAUUGCAAAUGUGAUCCUGGUCAUCAAUAUGUGAAGAUUGAAAAGAAGUCUUGUCAGUGUAAUGCCUUUGGCAAAGUGCUGCAUGAUCCCUCCAUAUGUGCACUUUAUAGAACAAGUGAAACUACAGAAAACUCUAAUAACUACACAUGCAGUAAUCACAGGGAUGCCUCUGUUGACUCAUCAAACCCAGACAGACAGGAAAGCAUGCACACUGGAGAAGAACCUUGCCGAUCUAAAGAGUGUGAGAAAUCUGUUAAUUUGUGUUUCAACAUGACUCAAGGUGAGAGAGUCUACACUGCAGAGAAAGAGCACAGACAGGAAGAAGGUGAUGACUCUUUAAGUUCUUCAUCCAGGCUUUUGCAACAACCAAUUUACAUUGAAGAAAAUCGACACCAGUGUGGGCAAUGCAAGAAAUGCUUCAUGACUGCUUCACAUCUCAGUGAUCAUGAGAGAAUUCAUACUGGAAUUAAACCCUACCAGAACAACAUUGGUGAAAAAUCUUUCACCCAGCUUUCUACUUGUAAAAUACACCAAAGUCUUCACACUAUGGAGAAACCUUAUACACAUAAGGAAUGUCACAAGUCCUUACCUUCUAACUCAAAAUUUAGAACACAUCAGAAAGUGCACACUGAGGAGAAACCUUACAAAUCUAUCAAACGUGACAAGUUUACCGAGGACUCAAAUCGUAGAAGACCUCAGGGAGUUCAUAAUGGAGAGAGACCUUACAAAUGUGAGGAAUGUGACAAAUCCUUUACCUGGAAUUCAGAUCUUAGAAAACAUCAGAGGGUUCAUACUGGAGAGAGACCUUAUCAAUGCAUAGAAUGUGACUUGUCCUUUACCUGGAACUCACAACUUAGAAGACAUCAGAGUGAUCAUAUUGUGGAGAAACCUUACAAAUGUAUUCAAUGUAGCAAGUCCUUUUUCUUGAACUCACAACUUAGAAGACAUCAGAGUGUUCACACUGAGGAGAAACCUUACAAAUGUAUUCAAUGUGACAAGUCCUUUUCCAAGAUGUCACAGUUUAUAAGACAUCAGAAGGUCCAUACUCGAGAGAGACAUUACAAUUGUGAGGAAUGUAACAAAUCUUUUAACUGUUAUUCGGAUCUUAGAAGACAUCAGAGAGUUCAUAUUGGAGAGAGAUCUUACACUUGUCAAGAAUGUGACAAAUAUUUUAGCUGUUGCUCAGGUCUUAAAAGACAUCAGAAAGUUCAUACUGGAGAGAAACCUUACAGUUGUAGGGAAUGUGACAAAUCCUUUACCCAGUUCUCACUUCUUAGAACACAUCAGAGAGUUCAUACAGGAGAGAGACCUUACAAUUGCAAGCACUGUGACAAAUCCUUUACCCAGGAUUCACAUCUUAGAACACAUCAGAGAGUUCAUACUGGAGAGAAACCUUAUAGUUGUCUGGAAUGUGACAAAUCCUUUACCUAUUGCUCAGAUCUUAGAAGACAUCAGAGAGUUCAUACUGGAGAGAGACCUUACAUAUGUGAGGAAUGUGACAAAUCCUUUACCAGAUUCUCAUUACUUAGAAGGCAUCAGAGAGUUCACACUGGGGAGAAACCUUAUAGAUGUACGAAAUGUGACAAGUCCUUUACACAGGACUCACAUCUUAGAAGACAUCAGAGAGUACAUACUGGAGAGGGGCCCUGUAGUAGUUAGUUUUGUGAUGUAUUCUUUCCCAAUCUUAUCUUCUAAGGAGACAUCAGAUACUUCAUACUGGAGAGAUACUUGACAUAUGCUAAGAUUGUGACAUAUCCUAUAUCUGAGGUCUUAGAAGACAUCAGACUGUUCAUACUGGAGAAUGACCUUACAGUUGUAAGGAAUGUGACGAAUCCUUUUCCAGUUGCUCAAAUCUUAGAAGGCUUCACAGUCUUCAUACUAGGGAGAAACCCUACAAAUGUGUCAAGUACUUUUCCCAGGACUUGAAUCCUAGAAGAUACGCAAGGGUUUAUACUGGAUGUAGACUUUACAGUUGUUAGGAAUGUGACAAAUCCUUUGUCCACUCUUCUACUCUAUGGAUCCUCUGAAGCUAGAGUUAAAAACACUUGUGAACUGCCAUGCAUGUUGGGAAUUGAAUCCAAGUCCUCUGACAGAGCAACCAGUGCACUUCACCCCUAAGCCGUGUCUCCAGACCCUAGUAAAAAAAUGUAAUAAAAACAUGUGACUUGGUAGACAUCAUCACCUAUGUAUUUACUUGCAGGACAUCCAGGACUACAUAAACUCUUUCUUAAAACACCAUCCUAUUAAAUAACAUAAAAUUACAAAACCUUUAGUUUAUCCUUUAAAUGGGCUGUAUAUCUCAAAAUUCAUACUUCUGAAAACCAUAUUACGGUAGAGAGUAUAUACUUCGCAUGCCUUCUGUUUAUUGGAAAUUACACCCACCAAAUGCAUGGAAUGUGACAACUCCUUUACAUAGUACUGAAAUUGCAGAGAUAAAUUCAUUGUUAAGGAAACACUGAUAAGUUCUACUAUCCACCUUCAAAUUCUUUAUACUACAGUCAAACCAAAGAAACAGCAAGAAAGUAAAUAACUGUGAAGAGAAGCUGUGAAAGUGACAUCACUGGACUUAUGAAAGAAUCUUAAAACUCCCCAGUGGCUAAGAGUAUGGUGACACACAUCUUAAUCCCAGUUCUCUGGAACCAGAGGAAGGGGUAUCCCUGUGAGUUCUAGCCAAGCACUGUCUACACUGCAAAUUGCAAGUCAGCCAUGGUUACAGAGAGAAACCCUCUGUUGAAAAGCAAAACAGUAAGAAAAAGCAAUCCCUGAAUGCAUGCAAGAAUUCAUUUUGAAGUACUUAAUAAAACUUGGGAAGAAUUUACUUGAAA
This is a messenger RNA of Cricetulus griseus (Chinese hamster), 3425 nucleotides long. NCBI's taxonomy places the organism in Eukaryota, Metazoa, Chordata, Mammalia, Rodentia, Cricetidae. The record is from RefSeq and is a predicted model, not a curated record.